AAUUAUACAUAACUGCUUCGCCUAUUCAAAAAGUGAACGCUGGGUAUAAAGUGACUGCUUUUGCUAAAGUUUACACAAUUGGUGGAAUGUGUGCAACCCUUGCAUGUCUGUUCGUUGGCAUCAUAGGACAAAUGCAUAUGUGACCGGAUAUCACAAGUAUUGCUGGCAAUCUUAGCGUGCUGGGGACAUUCGUUUUGUAUCUAGAACUCAUCAUCACCUUGGUGGGUUACAUUGUUUCAAAUAUCAGUCAACAAAUGCAGAGAAAUAAUCAUAUUGAACUCAUUGAGUGCCUGCAAAAAUUAGAUAUAACCCUUAUCAAAGAAUUUCGGGUUAACAUGAACUAUCACAAAAUCUUCCGGAAAAAUGUCUUUCUGGUUUUAUUGUUUUCCAUAUUUUUCUCACUGUUUUCGUUCUCCUACGUCAUGGAUUUCUUCAGUCAUGAUAUGAUCUUCGUGCCUCUAAUUGUUAUUAGCUACAUGGUUAGUUACAUGGCAUUGGGCGUUUCAAGCUAUGCCGCUAUGAACUUUGCAGAUUUGAUGAGAAUUCGUUUCCGCCUUUUUCUGAAACUGUUAAACCCCGAGUUUUUGAAAGGACGCUAUAAGAACGAAAAAGUCCGAGUGAAGAAAUUCAAAAUCUUGGUGGAAAAAUAUCAGGAUACAUUCUACAUUAUAAAAAAGAUAAGCGAAGUUUAUGGAGUUUCUCUGUUGAUGGUGCAUUUUCAUGAUUUCACUAUGACCACGUCCCAAGUGUAUUUUCUGUACUGGAAGUCGACGAAUGGAACCGCCGAUGCAGUGGAAUUUUUAAAUAUUAUCUUUUGGGUUUUCCCAAUCAUUUGGAAGAGUGUUUUUCUACCACUAUACAUGCAUUUGAUGGUGAAUGAGUCCGAGGCGUGUAUCCCUUUGGUGGUAAAUGCAGAUGAUCAUUGCUUAAGAAAAGAUACUAGAAGCAUAGUAGGAACAUUCUCUGUAUGGAAUCGCCACAACAAUACACGAAUUUCGGUGGCAGGUUUUUUCAACUCAGACCUGGCUCUUGGAUUUUCGAUAUGCAGUGGAGUGGCAUCAUAUCUCCUCAUUUUAAUACAAUUCAAAAUGCAAGAGGACGACAAAUAAGCAGAGUAGGAUCUCUUUAGACAAAUUGUGUUUUAGGUAGUAGAUCUACAAAGUAAAAAAGCUUAGGAAAUGGUUUCGAUGUUUCGUUUGGAGGUUUAAAAAUGUUAUUUUUUUAUCUUACACCAAAGAAGGAAAUGACUGUUCUCGGCAUUAUAGUAUGGCCUAAGAAAAGA
Molecule: messenger RNA, 1282 nt
Organism: Hermetia illucens (black soldier fly)
Lineage: Eukaryota; Metazoa; Arthropoda; Insecta; Diptera; Stratiomyidae
Gene: Gr57a
Product: putative gustatory receptor 57a
Exons: 3
Coding region: 255-1109 (284 amino acids)
Biological process (GO): sensory perception of taste
Cellular component (GO): axon; neuronal cell body; dendrite
Source: RefSeq, a predicted model, not a curated record